AUGAAAUGUAAUCUGCAUUCACCAUUAAAGUUCGCUCUUCAAGAUCCACUGAGCAAAAUUACUUUUAAUGAUCGUGGCAGGUUGAUAAUAAUCUGUUAUGAACAACUUGUAAAUAGAUCGUUUUAUCUCCAUCGGCCGUCGACGGACGUGUGCUCGGACAUAAAUAAGAGACAGCAAUAUGCAUGGAAAGGAAUAAAUAUGCAUAAUCUUGGGUAA
Clunio marinus is the source of this 216-nucleotide messenger RNA. The record is from the annotation of a GenBank genome assembly. NCBI's taxonomy places the organism in Eukaryota, Metazoa, Arthropoda, Insecta, Diptera, Chironomidae.